AUGCUGAAGCUCAAGCAGCUCCAGCAGCAGAAGCAGGCGGCGCAGCAGGCCAAGGCGGUCGAGCAAGAGGCGGCAGCUGCCGCCACGAAUGGAGGAGAUGCGGCAGCAACGGAGCCGGCAACGAAUGGGGAGACGAAAUCGACGUCGACUACCCCGCACGCGGCUGCAUCACUGAUGGCCAAGUACAAGGCAUCCUCCGGCAAGAAGGAGGAGGGCGUCAUGUCCCUCUCCAAGGCUGGAGGCAGGAAUAAGAAGAGGCAGAAUGCAGUCGAGCUUCGAGUGCAGAAAGAUCUGGCUGAGAUGGAUCCCGUGCCGGGCACGGAAGUGGACCUGCCAGAGGUGGAUAACAUCAUGAAGCUGAAGGUAAAGGUCACGCCCACCGAUGGUCUGUAUCAGGGCGCCACCUUCUCUUUCGAUCUCGACAUCCCUCACAACUACCCCUAUGAGCCUCCCAAAGCGACAUGCACCACCAUGGUGUAUCACCCCAACAUCGACCUCGAGGGCCACGUCUGCCUCAACAUCCUCCGUGCCGAUUGGAUGCCCGUGCUCAGCUUGGGCUCUGUCAUCUUUGGGCUGAUGACCCUCUUCCUGGAACCCAACCCCGAUGAUCCGUUGAACAAGGAGGCGGCGCAGCUGAUGAUCGAUCGGCCGCGAGACUUUGAGCGUAACGUCAAGCAAGCGCUCCAGGGCGGCUACGUCGCCGGCAAGCAGUUCCCUCGCCUCCUCAAGUAG
Messenger RNA from Acanthamoeba castellanii str. Neff, 732 nucleotides. Its product is annotated as NEDD8conjugating enzyme Ubc12, putative. Lineage: Eukaryota; Discosea; Longamoebia; Acanthamoebidae. Bases 1 to 732 code for a protein of 243 amino acids. The record is from RefSeq and is a predicted model, not a curated record. The transcript is spliced from 4 exons.